CCACGAUGGGUUUGGGUGACUACAGCCACUGCAGACAGAGAAUGUCCCGGGGACUCUACGGAGUCUCUGGAAGGGCUACGCUGUGGUCCCCAGCUUUCCACCCGGUGCACCGCAUGCCUUGCGGCACUUGGCGCAUCGAGGCACCAGAGCAUGUCCGGGCGUCCAGCCCGGUGCUGGAGCACCUCCGGAGACAGCUGGAGCGCGCCUUCCAGCGGGCGGCGGCACGCGGGCGCGCCAGGCGCGCGCGGGAGGCUGUGGCGGCAGUGGCGGCGGCCGCGGCGGCAGCACGGGAGGAGCGGAGCCGGGCGCGCAUGGAGUGCGCCCUGGCCCGGCUGCGCGCGGAGCUGCUGGAACUGCGUUUCCAGAACCACCAGCUGGCCCGAACUUUACUGGAUUUAAACAUGAAAAUGCAGCAGCUGAAGAAGAGACAGGACCAGGAGCGUGCUUCCAAACCCCAGAGCCCGCAAGACGAGGAGAUGAAUCCCGAGUGCGGAAACGCAUAGUGGAGAGUCUGAGCCCGCAACUCCGAAGCAAUCCCAAGCCCUCACCAUAACAUAGGCCACUCUGAAACCGUUCUAGCAUUAACACUAGCGAUGCUGUAUGUGCGCUCUGAGGGACAGUUUGUCCAGUGAAAAUGUAAGUGUAAGGAGGAUGUGUGAAAAAAAUUAGUUAAGAAAGGGAGUGAUACAUUUUUAUUUUGAAGUUUUAAAAAUAUUCAUUCAUUGGUUUGACUGGUUAUUGUCUUAGUAGGCAGAAGGGAAGAGGAAUCAGGAAGGUAGAGGAGGAAGAAAACCAAAGCACUAAAGACUGCCUUAAUGCUAGCUUACGACGCUGCAUGUUACCUUCCUGUAGGAUUGUGUGAACUUGCAGAAUCUGUGCUUAUUUUUACUUUAUUUUUGGUCCAUUUAGUAGCCUAUCCAGUACUCUUCUGACCUGUGAAAUGGAGAAUUACUUAUGUCUGGAUUCCAGCCAUAUCCUUGAUGUGACCAGCAUGAAGGGUGUCUCACAUGUAUGCCAGGGCUUGCUGUUGAAAUGUAAAAUACUAACUAUUCUCCUAACGUCUUUGCCUCAGUUGAUUCAAGUUUGGCUUUCAAGAUGUACACCCCUAAAUUCCUAACUAAUAUAGUUCUUUUGUUCAAUCAACUUGGGAGUUUAAAUGGUUCUUAUUGAAUUAAAAGAUCUAAUUGUGCCCCAAAAGUGCUUUACCAUGCAAAAAUAAAAUUAAUAAAAAUAGUUGCAGACCUAA
Rattus norvegicus (Norway rat) is the source of this 1246-nucleotide messenger RNA. RefSeq names its product alanine and arginine rich domain containing protein (gene Aard). Lineage: Eukaryota; Metazoa; Chordata; Mammalia; Rodentia; Muridae. The transcript is spliced from 2 exons. The record is from RefSeq and is marked provisional. The coding region runs from base 6 to 503 and encodes 165 amino acids.